Molecule: messenger RNA, 1269 nt
Organism: Cyphellophora europaea CBS 101466
Lineage: Eukaryota; Fungi; Ascomycota; Eurotiomycetes; Chaetothyriales; Cyphellophoraceae
Exons: 5
Coding region: 1-1269 (422 amino acids)
Biological process (GO): adenylate cyclase-activating G protein-coupled receptor signaling pathway
Cellular component (GO): plasma membrane
Molecular function (GO): G protein-coupled receptor activity
Source: RefSeq, a predicted model, not a curated record
AUGAGUGCAUUCGAGUCGCUGCCAGGGCCAAAUAGGCCUGACAGCCUCGACCCCUUACCACCAGUUCUUCAGCGCGGGCUCGUUGCUGUUGCAUUCUUUGGCAUAUUGUCGUUGGCAGCAUCAAGUGGGCUAUUCAUCUUCCUCUCGUAUAAACUAUGUCGAUGGUACUACAAAGGUCAUCUCGCCAAUGGGGCCAACCAGUUCCUCCUCCUCAUCUACAAUCUCCUGUUGGCCGAUAUCCAACAAGCGAUGGCUUUCAGCCUGACAGCCGUCUGGGUCGCGGAAAACAAGAUAGAGGUCGGCACGACGACAUGUUGGGCUAACGGCUGGUUCGUGUCCACCGGCGAUCUGGCGUCCGGCGUUUUCAUCCUUUCCAUCGCACUGCACACGUGGUUUGCCGCUGUCAAAGGUCGCAGCAUUAGCAACAAGGUCUUCUAUGGCUGGAUCAUCAUGGCUUGGGUGUUUGUGUAUGUUAUGGGCGUGGUGACCGUUGUGCGGGAUCCCAAUGUUUAUGUGAGGGCUGGUGCUUGGUGCUGGGUCCAUCGUGAUUAUGAAGCCGAACGACUCUGGCUGCAUUAUUUCUGGAUUUUCUUGUGCAUGUUCGCGACGAUCGUCAUCUAUGCGCUCAUUUACAUGUGGAUCUAUCGCUCGUCAACCACCUUCCACACCAUCACCACACGCUCCACCAACUCCGACCCGGCCACCUUGAAACGAGCCUCGAAAUACAUGAUCAUCUUCCCCGUCGUGUACGUCUGCUGCACGCUGCCCCUUGCCGCCGGUCGCAUGGCUGCGAUGACAGGCAUGGUCAUCCCCUACUGGUGGUACUGCGUAGCCGGCGCAGCCAUCACGUCGAAUGGCUGGCUCGACGUGCUUCUCUACGUCAUGACCAGACGAGUCCUGAUCUUCAGCCGUGCGCCUCCCCCACGCAACGACUUCGGCUUCGACACUUUGGGCUGGAAGCACGGCGGCGACAACAGCCUCUUCUGGGGCACGACCACCACGAUCGAAGGCCCGCUCACGCACGCCAAGCCGCGACAGAAACAAGUCGGCUUCCUGAGCCGCGGGCGAUCCACCCCCGGCUCUCGCAGGCACUCGGACGAAGACCACAUCGCGCCGCCGCCCGAGGGCGUCAUCUCCACGAAGACAACGGUGGAUGUGCAGACGCAUGCCAUGCCUGGCAUGUAUGCCAGUUCGGACUUCAGCAUGAUCGAGAUGGAGGACAAGUCGGAUAGGGCGAGGAGUCCCGGAAGUGCGACUACGACGAGGUGA